Molecule: messenger RNA, 1068 nt
Organism: Podospora pseudocomata
Lineage: Eukaryota; Fungi; Ascomycota; Sordariomycetes; Sordariales; Podosporaceae
Exons: 1
Coding region: 1-1068 (355 amino acids)
Source: RefSeq, a predicted model, not a curated record
AUGUCAAGACCACGAAGCCUUCAGCCCCCAACCAGAAGUGGAGAACCUCCGUUAAUAGAGGAACCCGGAUCUUCCAGGGGCUGGAUUACCGACGACCAAAUCAGCUAUCACGGGGCCUCGUCACAUGCGCCACAGCCGACUAUUUCGCAAGAGCCAAGCUGGCAGUACUCCUUGCAGUCGAUAAUGGCGCCUCCAGUCACUUCAUAUGAUGGGAUACCAUUGCCAGCGCCGAGGACGUCUAGCGAGAACGAAAGCUCCAGAGCCACUGCAGGAUACAAGGACAAAAACAGAGAUAUAGAGGGGGAAGGGGAACUGCCCCCAGAAGAUGAUGUUGUUGUUCCAGAGUACUCUCACUCAGCCUACAACUACGGAACUUGGAGUGCGGCGGAUGAUAGAACGCUUGUACUGGCGCGGUCUCGUGGCAAGCACUGGGUGGAAUUGCAACGAACCUACUUUCCGACCAAGACGGCUAAUGCGUGCCGCAAACGAUACGAACGGCUUAUGGAGAGACGAGGCGCACUUGAACAAGACAGUCAAAGGCUAGAGCGCAUUUCUCACGAGUACAUGGCCCUGCGUAAGCAGAUGUGGACUCCGCUGGCGGAUCGGGUGGGGGAGAAAUGGGAGGUGGUUGAGGCGGCGUGUAUGUCGGCUGGCAUCCGCACCAUUCAGUCCAACGCCCGCUCGCAUACAAAUCGAUGGCGGAAAGAGAGUCGGGCAUCUCAGAAAGGCCGCGAAGCUCCGUUGCUACUCCCGCGAGGCCCUCUCAACACCGGCAUGCCGACGUUGCCCACCUCAGAAAUGGGCUCAGCAGACAUGGCUGGGGACUUCGAAUCACCUAUCCCUCUUCAAGGGCCAGUGCACUACCAGCCUCACAGGGAUGUUGGUCUUAUGCCACCCCCGCCGUUUCCUCUCUCGAGCAGUGGAUCGCUACCAGCAAAUGGGACAACGCCCUCAAUACCUUUUGCUGGGUACCUGCAUGUCAAGUCUACCAGACGACCAGUUGUUUCCCGGACGAACACAGAAGGGCGUAGUACAGUAGCAGAGCCUGGUUGGAACACGAGCAACUAA